Molecule: messenger RNA, 561 nt
Organism: Sphenostylis stenocarpa
Lineage: Eukaryota; Viridiplantae; Streptophyta; Magnoliopsida; Fabales; Fabaceae
Source: the annotation of a GenBank genome assembly
AUGGAAGAGAAGAAGAAAAACGAAGCCCGAGAGGCAAAGAAGAAGAAAAGGGAGAGUGAUACGAAGCAACCAACGUAUCGCGGUGUACGCAUGCGCCACUGGGGAAAAUGGGUUUCAGAAAUAAGAGAGCCCAGAAAAAAGUCCAGAAUCUGGCUCGGCACUUUUCCCACGCCAGAAAUGGCGGCCCGAGCCCACGAUGUGGCGGCUCUCACUAUCAAAGGCACUUCCGCUUUCCUUAACUUCCCCGAACUAGCCUCACACCUUCCACGCCCGCCCACCACUUCCCCUAAGGAUAUCCAAGCCGCCGCCGCCGAAGCUGCUGCACUAAAUUGCGAGGCCAAGGCCCAAGCCCAAACCCAAACCCAUAUGAGCUGCUCAAUGUACUCCUUGUUAAACGAUGGCGAUGACGCGUUCUUGGACCUCCCUGAUCUUUUAGUUGACUCAAGUCAGAGUGCAGGUGGGUUUCGUUACUCCGCGCCGUGGCUCGUUGCCGGAGCUGAACAUCUCGACUCGGCUUUUCGGCUCGAUGACCCUCCUUUUCCCUGGAACUCUUCACCUUAA